AAAUCAACAUGUAUCCGUAGAGUCCUUUGUCUCUGAGCCGGUCCCUCAUUGACCCAGUUUAGGAUGUUUUGGUUUACCUCAGAAUCAUACACAUGAGCAAAGCAUGCUGGGAAAGGGGUGCUAAAGAGCGGAGCAGAGUUCAACAACUCGCUAAGCACACACGCUCUUUGGACUGAAUCUAUAAAAGCCACGUAGGCAGGAUGUAUAAACCCUCCUCUCUCUCUGCCGUCCCCUCAGAGACCAGGUCCAGCUGAGUCUGACUCCAUCACAGCAGGAUGAUGAGCGUACUGAAGGGAGCGAUGCUGCUGCUGCUGCUGGCGGCCGUCAGCACCAACGCAGCGCCCGAGGACUGUGACGGUCUCAACAAAACCGUGCCAGCUGCAGACCUGCACAAGGUUUAUGGGGACUGGGUUCUGGACUGGGCCGUCACUGGCAGUCAGUGGAUUUUCAUGAAGAACAUCACCAACUCCCACGUGGAGCUGCGUCCGCUCCCUGGCAACAGCACCGUCUCAUACGUAGAGAGGAACCGCUUCCAUGACGGUUCAUGUAUCGUGUACAACUCAACUCUGCAGAAUCUCUCUGAUGACAACAAACUGGACGUUGUCGUCAUGACCGAGGAGAAAGACGGCGUUGUGACUCCAUUCGAAGACUCGGCCAAAGUGGAGUUCCUCGAGACGUGCCCUGAGUGCAUGAUGAUGGUCUACAGAGGCAACGUGGGAGGCUUCCUUCUUCACUACAGGAGGGAGGGCCAACAUCAGGACUUAAAGAAGAACUCAGAGUCCCACAGUGAUUUCCAGAAACUGGCCGGGUGUCUGGGACUCCUUCAGGACAGCGUGUUCAUCCACAAAGGAGCUGAUGGACUCCAUCACAGCAGGAUGAUGAGCGUACUGAAGGGAGCGAUGCUGCUGCUGCUGCUGGCGGCCGUCAGCACCAACGCAGCGCCCGAGGACUGUGACGGUCUCAACAAAACCGUGCCAGCUGCAGACCUGUACAAGGUUUACGGGGACUGGGUUCUGGUCUGGUCUGUUUCUAGCAGCCGGUCGGUCAACACACAGAACCUCUCCAACUCCUGCGUGGAGCUGCGUCCGCUCCCUGGCAACAAGACCAUGUACUUCAAGGAGUGGAACCGCUUCCUUUCGUUGAGACCUGCCCUGAGUGCUUGGAGAUGGUCUACAGAGGGGUCUUCUGAGAUUUCCUCCUUAUCUACAGGAGGGAGGGCCAUCAUCAGGACUUGGAGAAGAACUCAGAGUCCCACGGUGAUUUCCAGAAACUGGCCGGGUGUCUGGGAAUCCCUCAGGACAGAAAGUUCAUCCACAGAGGAGCUGAAGAUUUCUGUCAGAAGCCGUCUCCCCCGUCUCCCCCGUCUCCCCCGUCUCCCCCUGAACAGUCCUGAGAGAGGACGCCGGGUGGAGUUGAGGAAACGUCUGAGCAGAUGUGACAGUCACAAAGCGAAUAAACACGAAACUCAAAACCUGGAUGUGUUUCUUCAUGUUAUAGAUAAAUUAAAUUAUUAAUGAUUGAA
Molecule: messenger RNA, 1522 nt
Organism: Notolabrus celidotus (New Zealand spotty)
Lineage: Eukaryota; Metazoa; Chordata; Actinopteri; Labriformes; Labridae
Product: saxitoxin and tetrodotoxin-binding protein 1-like
Exons: 10
Coding region: 276-1514 (412 amino acids)
Source: RefSeq, a predicted model, not a curated record